AUGGAUCCCAACUUCCAGCUCCUGCUCGAUGAGAUCAAGUCCGUGAAGACCGCGGUGAACGGUGUCGAGAGCUGUGUCAGCGCCGUGGAGACUUCCCUAGGCAGCCGGAUCUUCGCCAUGGACCGUUCCAUCUCCGAUCAGUUUGGGCGCGUGGAGGAUGCCGUCCAGGUGUUCGACGAUUGGCGGCCUUCCGUGGAUGCAUCUGUGGAGGAACUCCGAUCCGAGGUCAGUACCCCGCGCAAGUAG
Molecule: messenger RNA, 246 nt
Organism: Miscanthus lutarioriparius
Lineage: Eukaryota; Viridiplantae; Streptophyta; Magnoliopsida; Poales; Poaceae
Source: the annotation of a GenBank genome assembly